Molecule: messenger RNA, 4530 nt
Organism: Morchella importuna
Lineage: Eukaryota; Fungi; Ascomycota; Pezizomycetes; Pezizales; Morchellaceae
Exons: 9
Coding region: 1-4530 (1509 amino acids)
Biological process (GO): siRNA processing
Cellular component (GO): nucleus; cytoplasm; RISC complex
Molecular function (GO): RNA binding; ATP binding; ribonuclease III activity
Source: RefSeq, a predicted model, not a curated record
AUGGCUCUACAGUCAAAUGUGAUUCCAUCUAGCCCAGAAAGAAUCCGCUCACGAGGGUACCAAAUGGAAAUGCUGGAUGAGAGCUUGAAGAGGAAUAUCAUCGUUGCGAUGGACACAGGCUCAGGAAAGACUCACAUUGCUAUACUGAGAAUUCGAUCCUACCUUGAAUCCGGUGGAGGUAAAUUAUGUUGGCUUCUGGUCCCAAGCGUACCAUUGGGAAAUCAGCAAUUCGAUGUUAUUAGGUCAUCUUUACCGCCUAUGAACAUCCAGUUCCUGAGCGGGAGCGAUAAUGUUGAUAAAUGGAAGACUCAAGACAUAUGGGAUCGGAUUUUGAAACUCCAAGAGAGCGCAUCAACGGUCGUUGUUAGUACGCAUCAGAUAUUACUAGAUGCGUUAACCCACGGGUUUGUGGGUAUCGAUAGGAUAGGAUUAUUGAUAUUUGAUGAAGCCCACCACUGUGCCGGCAACCACCCGGCAAACCGCAUCAUGCAAGACUUCUACCAUCCAAACCUCCAUCGUCAGGUCCCCUCGAUCCUUGGGCUUACGGCUAGCCCAAUUGUCAAGUCUAAGCCAAGACAACUGCAGGUGAUAGAGUCGAAUUUGAAUGCUAUAUCCAGAACACCGAUCUUGAACCGGGAGGAGCUAAUGGAGCAUGUCCAUACACCACUAUUGAAGAAGGUUACCCAUGAAGCAUCGCCCUCGAUUGAUCAGGUGGCGAACUCAAAACUUCAGGAUUAUAUAAAGUCUCCAGGUCUGGGCGGGAAGAGAGGGGGUAGUCCGGAGUAUAUCAGUCUUGAAGAACCCCCUGCUAUGAGGUUAAAGAUAACAGAGAAUGAUUAUAUCUCGAGGACAAGUUUAUCAAAAACCUCUGAAUGGUCUACACCAGCAUUUCGAACCUUAUUACAAGCUUAUACUUCCAUGAAUAUCAUGGAAGACCCGCGUGUUAUCACUCUCCUUGCUACACAGCCUCCUGAUCUAGAAAAAAUCAGGGAGACAAUCGAACACAAGAAAACUCGCUCAUUCCACCAAAUGCAUGGGAUUGUUAAGAAGGCCGAACACAUUAUCACAGAGUAUGGAAUUUGGGGGGCGGAGUGGUACGUUACUAUGAUUGUAAACAGGGCACUUGCAUCUAUAGAGGACGAAUCUGAGUCCUCCGUGCUGGCGGGGUGGGACGAGGAGGAGAAGAUCUAUUUUUGUAAUGUGCUGAGGAAGGUGACAGUGACGACAGAGCUCAGAGAUAUAAGAUGGGGGAUUACGGACAAAGUAGCACGACUUAUCGCGUUGCUAGUCGCAGAGUUUAACGGAAAGAGUGGAGGAAACCAAUUUUCGGGCUUGGUAUUCGUGGAGCAGAGGGUGGGGGUGUCGGUAUUGGCGGAGAUUCUGAGGGAGCAUCCAGAUACACGAGAGAUCUUUGAUGUUGGGACAUUGGUUGGAACAUCUGAUAAUUCUGCGAAAACCGGAAGGCUUGUAUAUGAGCCCACCACAUUACAGGAGCAGAAAGGGACAAUUGAAGGGUUUAGGCGAAAAACAAAGAAUAUCGUCAUCUCGACCAGCGUUGUAGAGGAAGGCUUGGAUAUCCCGGCUUGCCACUUGGUGGUUUGCUUCUCGCUGCCCAAAAAUGUCAAGAGUUUUAUUCAAAGGCGAGGAAGAGCGCGGCAGGAGAAGAGCACAUACUAUCUUAUGUUUGAGGAGGGAUCAGAUACAAGAGAGAAGAUUGCAAAGUUGGAACAAUUGGAGCGAGAAAUGAUCCAGGAGUACAUGGAUGAAACCAGGGAGCUUGAAAAGAGGCUAAACAGGGAAGAAGGCGAGCCUGAUGAAGAUGGUGUAAUAAGUGAGGCGGAAAAUAGAAAGUUUCUAGUGAAAAGCACUAAUGCGCUCUUGACUCUGGGUUCAGCGCUGACGCACCUGCAUCAUUUUUGCAAUACAUUACCAUACACUGAGUUCACCGAUCUCCGUCCGAUCUUUAAAACGGAAGCUGUUUACCCCUCUGGGGGAUUUUUUGACGCGGACAAAGUUCACUAUCGAGCUGAAGUAAUGCUGCCAAACUCUGUCCCUCAAAAUGUCCGGUGUGUUGUAAGCAAAGAAACAUGGGCAAAAAAAGGCUUGGCUAGGCGGGAUGCAGCUUUUGAAGCAUAUCUUGCUUUAUAUAAGUUGGAAGACCCACUUAUUAAUGAUAAUCUGCUGCCUCUUGUUGCGGUUAGCGAAGACACGAAGAGUAUGCCAGAUACCGAGCUUCCUCCGGCCUUGGAUCCAAUCCGGAGAAUUAUUGAUCCAUGGGCAGACACGAACUGGGCAGAGGCUUCAAUGAUAUAUGCUACUCCAAUCAUACUUACUAUGCCGAGCAAGGAGCUGGUUAAGAUCAAUAUAUUUACGACCAUGGAAUGCCCUAAUAUAGAAACAAUCCCGAUCUUUUGGACAAAGGUCGAGAAAGGAGAGAUUAGCUUGGGUCAAUCAUACCCUCUUUCCGUCGACCAGAGUUUUGUGGAAAAAGCAAAAAAAAGGACAUAUGAUCUCCUAUACACGGUACACGCAGCCAAAAUGGAGACCAAUGUGAUGGAAUUUCCAUAUCUGUUUUCUUGGGGUGAUGGGGCUCAAUUAUGGGGAGAGGAAGGCGGCAUCAAUAUCAGUGCAUACGAUGCGUACAAAAACUGUGUCCCACCGGGGGACAUGGGAAUCAUCCGAGAAGCUGGCCAGGAACAUUCAAGAUAUGUAUUCAUUCAAUGGAGGACUGAUAUAUCCCCAUUAGAGGAUAUGCAAAUACUCGAGAAGUACAAAGGCAGGCCAAUCGAUCCAGACCAGCCAGUUAUGGAAGUUCAUAGGCUAUCCCAUCGACGCGACUUCCUUCAUCAAACACUCUAUGAGUUGAACACAGCGCCAACCUUUCUACUUCCCCAGUACUGCACUGCCGAUAAAAUCCCGUGGCGAUACUCUCAAUUUGCGCUUUUUGCACCUGGUAUAAUUCACCGAAUUGGCUUAACUUUGAUGGCUUCAGAUAUCCAGAACUCUCUACUUUCAAGCGUAGGUUUCAAGUCAGUCAAUAACGUUCUUACCGCUCUAUGCACCUCUUCCGCGAGGGAGCUACAUGACUACCAACGACUAGAGUUUCUUGGCGACUCGGUAUUGAAAUUUCUGGUUUCCAUCAAUUUACUCGACGAGCAUCCAUCAUGGCAUGAAGGCGUCCUUUCUAUGAAGAAGGCAAAAAUAAUAUCCAAUUCCACGCUGGCUAAGGCAGCACAGGGAAAGGGCUUGGCUCAAUGGAUCAUCUCCGAAGAAUUUACCGGGGCUAAAUGGAGUCCCAAAUACAUCCAUUCAGCGAAUGAAGAAUGUGCCAAGAGGAUGCCGAACGAUUGCCCCCCUUCUGUUAAGACCCUAUCAAGAAAGGUAUUGGCGGAUGUCGUUGAGGCACUCAUUGGAGCAGCGUAUGUUGAAGGGGGCUAUGACCAGGCACUGAGAUGCAUCGAUGUCUUUGGUUUAGAUUUGGCCCUGAAACCGCUCCAAAGCAGAGCGAGCUCCUUGUUUCACAAAGCGGGAAAAGCUCCACCCGUCAAACUCACAUACUUAAAAGGCCUACAAGACCUUCUCGGCUACCAGUUUAAACACCAAUCGCUCCUUCUCGAAGCGGUCACUCACCCUUCCUCGGAGUUACCCUCGCCGUCCUAUCAACGUCUCGAGUUCCUCGGAGAUGCGAUACUGGACAUGUUAGUAGUUGAUGAGCUCUACCAGAGUCCGAAAAAUCUCCCGCCAGUUUCCAUGCACCUCUACAAGAGCUCAGUCGUCAACGGCGGUCUUUUAGCAUUCCUGUCCAUGAGCCGCUCCACCAGCGAGAAAAUACCCACAGUAGAAGAGUCUCGUGGUGUCUUUAAUGUCAUAGAUGUAGAACAAGAGGCCAACAUCUGGGACUACGUCCAGCUCUCCCACCCAGAGAUGAUCAAAGCAAGAAAACGAUUUUUCCACCAAUACGACCGCUCGCGGCUCCAGAUCCUCACAAUCCUAGCGGAGGGUGACCGCUACCCAUGGGCCGAGAUCGCACUUCUCGAAGCAGACAUUAACGGUAAGUGUAAGCUAUUUGCGGACAUGUUUGAGGCCAUCGUCGGGGCCAUGUUUGUCGAUUCCGGAGGGGACUUUGAGGUUGCCAAGGCACUGGCAGAACGAUUUGAUAUCUUCCGCGUGCUGAGGAUAUUCUUGGAGGAUGAAACGAAUGUCAUGCAUCCGUUCACCCGGCUGAAUGAGGCUGCGGCACGAUUAGGGAAGGGCGCUGUCGAGUACGAGUGUGUGGAGGUGGACGGGGUGUACGCGUAUACGACGUCGAUAAGGGGCAUAAAGGUGGCAGUGGCCGAGUCGACGAAUGAAUUACAUGCGAAGGUGUUGGCCGCCGAGAAGUCGCUGGAGACGCUGGAGCGGGCAGAAAGAUGUGCGAAGGAAGGAGCGCAGGAGGAACGGCCGGAACCGGAGGUGGAGAGUCCGAGGGAGGAUGUGAUGGAGAUUGAUGACGAGCCGCAAAUCAUACUUCGGACGGAUCUUUUCGAUUAG